UUAUAGUGCGAGGAGCGCUAGAAGUUUUAGAGACCGCCGUGCCUGCACUUAAAUGUGCUCAAGCCGUUCUUCAAUUGCUGAUGAAUGGAUCUGUAAAUUAGGGUUUAAUUCUAUAGUUUAUAUUAGAUCUGUUACUUAAAAUCGUGGCAAAAUUGCAGUGGAGGAGUAGCACCAGUAUGGUUUUUAGGGUUUUCUUAUGCUGCUUCAUUUUUGCAAUUUCUGUAUCUUUCGUUACUGCAGAUUCUAUCCAAGGAUGUGGUGGAUUUGUCGAGGCGCAUUCUUCAUUGAUAAAGUCGAGGAAGCUAUCUGAUGGGAAAUUGGAUUAUUCACAUAUCACUGUUGAGCUUCUCACUAUUGAUGGAUUAGUAAAGGACAGGACACAAUGUGCUCCAAAUGGUUAUUAUUUCAUCCCAGUUUAUGACAAGGGUAAUUUUGUCAUCAAUAUAAAAGGGCCCGAUGGAUGGUCUUGGGAGCCAGAUAAAGUCCCUGUUGUUGUCGAUCAUAAUGGCUGCAAUUCAAAUGUUGAUAUCAAUUUCCAGCUCACAGGGUUUACCCUUUCUGGAAGAGUGGUUGGAGCUGUGGGAGGAGAAAGCUGCUCGUCAAAAAAUGGGGCACCUUCUAAUGUGAAAGUUGAACUGCUAUCGCCUGAUGGUGAUACUGUAUCUGUUGCUUUCACAUCAUCAACAGGAGGGUACUGUUUCACAAAUAUCACUCCAGGAAAUUAUCAACUCCGUGCUUCUCAUCCAGAUUUGGAGCUUGAAGUCAGAGGAUCUGCAGAGGUAGAGUUGGGGUUUGGAAAUGGGAAAGUCGAUGAUAUCUUCUUUGCUCGUGGAUAUGUUUUAAAUGGUUUUGUUGUUGCUCAGGGUAAUCCAAUUUUAGGAGUACACAUUUAUUUACAUUCAGAUGAUGUUUUGGAGGUGAGUUGUCCCCAGGGUUCUGGUGAUGCUCCUUGGCCAAAGAAUGCACUCUGCCAUGCUGUAUCUGAUAAAAAUGGCAGGUUCACAUUUAAUUUUUUACCUUGUGGGGUUUACAAGCUUUUGCCCUACUACAAGGGAGAGAAUACAGUGUUUGCUGUCUCGCCUCCUUCCAUAGAUGUAACUGUUGAUCAUUUUCAUGUUACUGUUCCCCAAAAAUUCCAGGUUACUGGAUUUUCAAUUGGUGGACGUGUUGUGGAUCACAAGGGAAUUGGGGUUGAAGCUGUCAAAAUAAUUGUUGAUGGUCAUGAAAAGUGUAUCACAGAUGCUCAGGGCUAUUAUAAACUUGAUCAGGUUACAUCUACGCAUUACACAAUUACAGCAGAAAAGAAUCACUGCAAGUUCAAUGGUUUGGAGAGUAUCAAGGUUUUGCCAAAUAUGGCAUCACUUCCAGAUAUCAAAGCAACCCACUAUGAUCUAUGCGGCAUGGUUAGAUUGGUUAAUGCAGAUUACAAAGCAAAGGUGGCAUUGACACAUGGGCCAGCAAAUGUCAAGCCUCAAGUCAAACAAAUGGAUGAGAAUGGAAAUUUUUGCUUUGAGGUUCUGCCUGGUGAAUAUCGGCUAUCUGCGCUGGCGAUUGCAUCAGAAAGUAGUUCUGGAAUUCAUUUUGUGCCUCCUCACAUUGAUGUUGUGGUUGAUAUGCCUUUGCUUGACGUUGAAUUUUCCCAGGCACAGGUCAACAUUCAUGGCACUGUGGUUUGCAAAGAGAAAUGCAGGCCAAGAGUUUUUAUUUCACUUGUAAGCGUGGGAGGUAGAAAUUCAGGCGAAAGAAAGACAAUAUUCUUGGGUGAUGAGAGUAGCAAUUUCAUGUUCCCCAAAGUUUUGCCUGGCAAGUAUCAUCUUGAGGUAAAACAUGAAUCUUCAUCUGAUAUGCAAAAGGAGGAUGAUUGGUGCUGGGAUCAGCAAACUAUUGAUGUGGAAGUGGGAACUGAAGAUCAGAAAGGCAUUGUGUUUGUCCAGAAAGGUUACCUGAUAAAUAUAAUGUCCACCCAUGAAGUUGAUUCCUACAUACUCCAGCCUGAAACUUCCCCACUAAAUUUACACAUCCAGAAAGGUUCACAGCAGAUUUGUGUAGAAUCUCCCGGGCUGCAUGAGCUUCAUUUUGUUAACUCGUGCAUUCAUUUUGGGAUCUCAUCAUUGAAGUUUGACACAUUGAAACCGUUGCCUAUAUAUCUAACAGCGCAGAAGUACCUUGUAAGAGGAGAGAUCCAAGUUGAUCCAACUUUGUGCCCUGGGGCUUUUGAGUUAAGUGAAAGAUUCAUUGUGGACAUAUUGAGAAGGGAUGAUGCAGUUGUUGAUGUUAGUCAUGUUAGGCAUGUAUCUAAUGAAGAUGAAUCUGGGAGUUAUGCACUGUAUGAAUACUCAGUGUGGGCUAAUCUUGGGGACGAGCUUAUCUUUUCUCCACGGGAUGCAAGCAACAACAUCGAAAAGAAAUUCUUGUUUUAUCCGAGAAAAAGCCAUGUUACUGUUGCAACUGAUGGUUGUCAAACGGCUAUUGCUCCUUUUGUGGGUCGGUUGGGUUUAUACAUUGAAGGAUCAGUUUCUCCCCCUAUUCUUGGGGUUAAUAUCAGAAUAAUAGCAUCAGGUGAUAGCAGCAAUACUCCUCUUCAGAAGGGGGAGUUAGCUCUUGAAACUUCAACAGGAUCAGAUGGUUUGUUCUCUGCAGGGCCUUUAUAUGAUGAUACAAGUUAUGUCAUUGAGGCUUCAAGGUCUGGUUAUCAUCUUAAACAAGUUGGACCACACUCAUUUUCAUGUCAGAAGCUCAGUCAAAUUGUUGUCCAUAUAAAUUCUGGGGAAGAAAAUACAGAGCUAUUCCCACCUGUUCUGUUGUCGUUGAGCGGGGAAGAUGGUUACAGGAACAAUUCAAUUUCUGGUGCUGGCGGCCUGUUCAUCUUUGAGAACCUGUUUCCUGGAAGUUUUUACUUGCGACCAUUAUUAAAGGAGUAUUCCUUUUCACCUGCAGCACAAGCCAUAGAACUUGGAUCUGGUGAGUCUAGGGAGGUGUUCUUUCAUGCUAACCGUGUUGCAUACAGUGCAAUGGGUACUGUUUCAUUCCUCUCUGGCCAGCCGAAGGAAGGAGUUUUUGUUGAAGCCAAAUCUCAGUCAAAAGGCUAUUAUGAAGUAACAUCAUCAGACUCCUUGGGGUUUUAUCGUCUUAGAGGACUUCUCCCCAACACCACCUAUAUGAUUAAGGUAGUGGCAAAAGAAGAUCCCGGGGGCAUUAGAAUCGAGCGUGCAUCUCCAGAUGGUGUUGCUAUCGAGGUUGGAUAUGAGGAUGUCAAGGGUGUGGAUUUUAUCAUCUUUGAACAACCGGAAAUGACUAUCUUAAGUGGCCAUGUAAAAGGAGUCGGCCUUGAGGAGUUACAACCUCAUCUUUCUGUGCAAGUGAAGUCAGCCACUGAUCCUUCUGUGGUUGUGGCAGUACUCCCCUUGCCGCUUUCCUUCUACUUCCAAAUACGUGAUUUGCCAAAGGGAAGGCAUCUUGUGCAGCUUAUCUCUGGACUUUCAUCGAGUGCUUAUGUGUUCAAAUCAGAGAUUUUUGAAUUUGACUUGGAAAAACAUACCCAAAUCCAUGUUGGCCCACUAACCUAUAAACUGGAUGAACGUAAUUACAAAACAGAAGUAACACCAGCUCCUGCAUUCCCUCUCAUUGUUGGGAUGGCUGUAAUUGCUCUCUUUAUUAGCAUGCCAAGAUUGAAGGAUCUUUACCAGUGGGCAGCAGGAAUAGCACCUUCAGGAUCUUUAGCUACUGCACCAAAGAAGGAAGUGCGAAAGCCAAUUAUUAGAAAGAGGACUUACUGAAAUAUUUGAAAUUGUGAUUUGGACUUUGAAGUCCGGUUGAUCAGCAAGAGGCCUUUGCUGUUGGAGAUUGUCCUCUCUCCAGAAAGCGGGGUAGUUUCAGCCUGUUAACCUUUGGAGUUGGAGAUUGUUUCUCUCUAAGAAACAGGGUGGCAGUUAAUUUGUGUACGAGGAAGAGGAGCGUUUCUGUUCAAAUAGAAGCCCUCACUUGAAGUAUGUAGGGUUUCUUCGAACUACAAAUGGACUGUUCAGAUUUUGAUCAAUGUAAUGGGCAGUUGAUAAUCUGAAAAUGCCAUGCUGCUUCUUAAAA
Molecule: messenger RNA, 4083 nt
Organism: Amborella trichopoda
Lineage: Eukaryota; Viridiplantae; Streptophyta; Magnoliopsida; Amborellales; Amborellaceae
Product: Carbohydrate-binding-like fold
Cellular component (GO): endoplasmic reticulum membrane
Molecular function (GO): carbohydrate binding
Source: RefSeq, a predicted model, not a curated record